Osmia lignaria (orchard mason bee) is the source of this 327-nucleotide messenger RNA. Lineage: Eukaryota; Metazoa; Arthropoda; Insecta; Hymenoptera; Megachilidae. The record is from RefSeq and is a predicted model, not a curated record.
CUCAGACGAUUUAUCUUUUUCUUCCACUUCAUGGCGACCACCUGUCAAUUACUGAUGUUCUCGUACAGUUGUGACCGCAUCAUUCGAGAAAGUAUGAAAUUAGCCCCGGCCGCAUAUUUUGGACCGUGGCUUCUUUUACCCAUAAGUGAAAACGGACAUAAGAUAAAGAAAGAUUUGGUAAUGGUCAUCAUGAGGUCUAAUAUACCUUGCUGCCUCACAGGCAGUGGAUUCUUCAUGGUGUCUUUGGAAACCUACACGAAGGUUUUAACUACAGCUGCAUCUUACUUUACACUGUUACAACAAUCCCAGGAUGCUAUUAGUUCGUAG